CCUGCAUCUGGGGGAGUACACACACACACACACACACACACACACACACACACACACACACACACACACACCUGGUUAGUCUGUCUCACCUGUUGGCGGCGAGCACACGUGUUUCAAGAGAACCCAAAACAGAAGGAGGAGACAGAGGAGGGAACAACCACCCCCAUCAACCACUUCAACCACCACCAUGUCCAGCGACCUAAUUGACCUGACCACCACCCCCCCCACCUCGACCCUUCCUAACGACCUGACCAAGCUAGCGGACAGGUUCCAAUGGCCCGAUUACCUGGUGUUCGCCCUGAUGCUGGCCGUGUCGGCUGUCAUUGGCAUCAUAUACGGGUGUUUUGGCAAGAAGCAGGACACAAAUGAGUUUCUGAUGGCCGGGAAAUCUAUGACGACCUUCCCUGUGGCCAUGUCCCUCAUUGCUAGCUUCAUGUCCGCCAUCACGCUGCUGGGCACUCCGUCAGAGGUGUAUCAGUUUGGCUUCGUCUAUUGGCUCAUUGGUUUCUCCUAUAUCCUGGUGAUGCCGGCAGCUUCAUACCUAUACUUCCCGGUCUUCCAUAAGCUUGAUGUGACCUCAGCUUAUGAAUACCUGGAGAAGCGUUUCCACAGGUCUGUGCGCUGGCUGGGCUCAAGUGUGUUCAUUAUACAGAUGUGCCUGUACAUGGCCAUCGUGGUGUACGCCCCGGCCCUGGCGCUGGCCCAGGUGACGGGCUUCAAUGUGUACGUGUCCGUGUCCCUCAUCUGCUUCGUCUGCAUCUUCUACACCACCCUGGGGGGCAUGAAGGCCGUGCUCUGGACCGACGCACUGCAGACGGUGAUCAUGUACGCCAGCAUGAUGUUCGUGAUCAUCAAGGGCGCGGUGGACGUGGGCGGCUUCUCUUACGUGUGGGAGAAGGCCGUGGACAGCGGGCGCGCCACCCUCAUAGACUUUGACCCCAACCCUGCCACCCGCCACACCUUCUGGACACUGGUGGUGGGCGGCUACUUCACCUGGAUCACCAUAUACGGCGUCAACCAGGCACAGGUCCAGCGAUACCUCAGCGUCCAGACCAAGCAGAUGGCCAUCAACGCCCUGUGGAUCAACCUGGUAGGCCUAUUUAUCCUCAUGAUCACCUGUGCGUUCGGGGGCCUAGUGGUCUAUGCCAAGUACGCCGACUGUGACCCCAUAACCUCCGGCGUGGUGAGUAAGGGCGACCAGCUGUUCCCCCUCUUCGUCAUGGACACGCUGGGGGAGUUCCGUGGCCUGCCUGGUCUGUUUGUGGCCGGCAUCUUCUCUGGGGCUCUGAGCACCGUGUCCUCCGGCAUGAACUCCCUGGCUGCCAUUGUGCUUGAGGACUUCAUCAAGGGCGGCUUCUACCCCGGGAUCUCCGACAACGCCUCCACUUGGGCCUCACGCGGACUGUCACUGUUCUUUGGCCUCCUCACCUUUGUCCUGGUCUUUGUGGCGGAGCAGCUCGGAAACAUCCUAUCGGCCGCCCUCAGCAUCUUUGGCAUGGUUGGCGGGCCGCUGCUGGGCAUGUUCACCCUGGGCAUGUUCUUCCCCUGGGCCAACAGCAAGGGUGCGUUCGUGGGGGGUGUUGUGAGCCUGGUGUUCAUGUUCUGGAUCGGUGUGGGGCACCAGGUUGCCAAAGCCUACGGGCAGAUCGUCCAGGAGGCAAUGCCCACCAGCGUUGAGGGAUGCCUGGCUAACUUCACCACCAUAGCCACCACCAUUGCCAACACCACUGUCACUGCUGCCCCUGAAGUUGAGCCCGUGGGAGAGGCGCUAGGUCUGUACAAGCUGUCCUACAUGUGGUACAGUGCGACAGGCUGCUUCACCGUCAUCGUGGUUGGCCUCAUCGUAACGGCCUUCACGGGAGCUCAGGACGUACGCAAGCUCAACCCGGACUACCUCUCCCCUGGCGUCCACUGGUUCAGGAGGUGGAUUCCCGGUCUUGAGGGGCUUGGAGAGGACUAUAACGAGGGCGAGGCUCUUGGCGACAUCAAGAUCUCGACGGUCAAGAACGGAAAUGUCAACCCAGGCUUUGAAACGGACCUCGGCGAGAAGCCAAAGAGGAGCUACUCACCCGCCGAGAAGGAGAAGGAGUCCAUAAGGCUGUGAGGGGAAGGGAUCACCACCAAGGAAUAAAGGGAAUCAGAUCUCCUUUAGCACAAUGGGAGACUAGCUAUAAGGGAUUUGAAUAGUGUGUGGGUGCGAAAGGCUAUCGGAAACCAGGAUAUCUGUGGAGUUUGCUACAGUAAGGGUCAAAAGGCAAGGAAUAAAGGGAAUCCGAUCUCCUUCAGUGCAAUGGGAGACCAACUAUAAGGGAUUUGAAUAGUGUGUGGGUGCGAAAGGCUAUCGGAAACCAGGAUAUCUGUGGAUUUUGCUGGGAAACGCUACAGUAAGGGUCAAAAGGCAAGGAAUAAAGGGAAUCCGAUCUCCUUCAGUGCAAUGGGAGACCAACUAUAAGGGAUUUGAAUAGUGUGUGGGUGCGAAAGGCUAUCGGAAACCAGGAUAUCUGUGGAGUUUGCUACAGUAAGGGUCAAAAGGCAAGGAAUAAAGGGAAUCCGAUCUCCUUCAGUGCAAUGGGAGACCAACUAUCAGGGAUUUGAAUAGUGUGUGGGUGCUAAAGGCUAUCAGGGACUUAUAUCUCUGUACAGGGUGAGAAAUAUGUCCCCAUGUACAUUAAUAACAGGGAAUGUGAUCUCUGUCAUGUAGAUUUUGAGGUUUAAAAGGCAAUGCUAAAUCCGUCCUUAGUAAAUAUAGGAGAGAGAGAGAGAGAGAGAGAGAGAGAGAGAGAGAGAGAGAGAGAGAGAGAGAGAGAGAGAGAUGCAUUCACAGUAUUCCAGACCUUCCAAUAUACCUUUUUUUUUAGCUUGUUCUUAUAUGAAAAAAAAACUGUCUCAAGCUCAGGUAUUUUAUGCAAAAAAUAUGAAAAAAAUAUACACACUCGUUUAAAGGAAAUAUGUACAGAAUACUUGCUAUAUAUUUACUAUUUAUACCAGAGUUAAUAGAGUGAUUUGAUAUAAUUAUGUAUAUUGUUACUAUUAUUAUUAUUAUUGUUAUCAUUAUUAUUUUCUCUGUGCUAUUACAAUCUUGCCAUGGCGUGAUUUAGUGCAUAAUACUGGACUGGGUAGGUGGUAGGGGGUGGCUGGUGUGUUCCUUGCUCCAGCGCUCAGCUUGGUAACGUUCCCCCUCACCCAGUCACCCAGCCGGCCCCACCAAGUGUUCGUUAAGUCUGGGUCUGUUAGCCAGUUUGUCCGUGUCUCCAAUUAGUACUCGCGGCAGGAAGGUUCUGUGAUGUGAAUUCUGAUUACUAACCCUCCCACGCACCAUGACGUGAAGCACGUCAACCUGUCAUCGUUUACAACUCCGCUUUUGACGUGAAACAGGUCAAAAAACUGAUUUUUUUGGUAAAAAUAGUUUUUGACAGAAUCACAUUAAAAUCCAAGCUUAUAUAUUUAUAAUAUAUUUUCCAAUAGAUGCUUCAGUUUCCCUACAUUUUCUCAAAACAAUUGGUCAUAUAGAAAUUCUGAUGGUGGCGUUCAAAAGCUCAUGACCAUCUACUGAUCUUUGUCUUAUUAUACAAACUGAAAUGUCGUCGCUGCGUGUCAACAAACACCUCCAGCCGGAUCAACAACAACAUUGCUGACCUCUGCGUCCAGGGAGGCCUCAACAGUAGUGCUGGACCAAAGCUGUGGCCUCUGAGGCUCAGGAGAGGAAACACAUUGUACGGCACAAGGCCGCUGGCACACCUUUCCUUACAGUGUGAUCUACAGGGUGCAUAACAGGCCAGGGGGGGAGGGGUCCUUGCUCCAGUGUGCCGCUCGGUACCUCAACACCCCCAAGACUCCACCACCUCCUAUGUGGUGGUGUUGUUAUUGAUUUUUAUACUAAUUUUGUAGAUGGAGAAUAGCUGUGUAACUUUUUGUCUGUUUUGUAAUAAUUAUGAUCCUGUUUAAUAUGUCUGUUUUUUAUGUGUGUGUGUGUGUGUGAUUCUGUCUUAACUAUAUCUGUUUUUAUGCCUAUUAAAAUUAUUAGUUUCAUUUUUAUUUAUUCUUAUUUUAUUUAUUUUUCUUUGGUGUAUGUAUGUAUGUAUGUAUGUAUCCUGUGAUCCUGGUAACUGUGUGUGUACAUAUGUUUGUAUGUAUAAACCAACAUAAUACUGGUUCCAUACAUGUAUUUUCUAGUUAAAUAUUGAAAGGUGUUUUGUCUGAGGCUGUAUUCAUUAAAUUAUACAUCAAAUCUAUUAUGCUCUAUUAAUUUUUUAAAGGUUGUAUUGCAAGAUGAAUUGUGUGUGUGUGUGUGUGUGUGUGUCCUAAAAUUCAUGUAUAUUUCUAAGACACAAUUAUUAUAUAUAGCGAACAAUUCCAUGUAUGUGUGUGUGUACGUAUGUGUAUAUAUGUGUGUGUGUGUGUGUGUUAAAAUUCAUGUAUACUUUCAAAACACACAAUUAUUACAUUUAAUGAACGAUUCCAUGGGUGUGUAUGUGUGCGUGUAUGUGUGCGUGUGUAUGUGUGUGUGUGUGUCCUGAAAUUCAUGUAUACUUUUAACCCGGUAGCAGUGGGUAUUAUGUUUCUAAAUGGUCCCUCCAAGCGAGAAAAAAUCACCUCUCACACAAACCAUUUCAUAAUAUAUAUCAAAUCAUUUGUGAUCAGUUUAUGUAUCAUCUAUUUUUUGGGUUUUAUAUCAUGGCACAAAUUUGGCCCGUCGCUGCUGCUGGCUUAAAACACACAAUUAUAUUUAGUGAGUGAGGCUGUGUGCGUAUGUAUGUGUAUGUAUGUGUGUGUGUGUGUGUGUGUAUGUGUGCGUCCCUACAAAACCUUACAUGUAUUUAGUGGGUAGUUGAGGUAGCAAUAAUCCUGUACUUACCUAAUCAAAAAAUAUAUACUGUAUUUAUUUA
Molecule: messenger RNA, 4886 nt
Organism: Eriocheir sinensis (Chinese mitten crab)
Lineage: Eukaryota; Metazoa; Arthropoda; Malacostraca; Decapoda; Varunidae
Product: sodium-coupled monocarboxylate transporter 1-like
Exons: 12
Coding region: 188-2104 (638 amino acids)
Biological process (GO): transmembrane transport; sodium ion transport
Cellular component (GO): membrane
Molecular function (GO): symporter activity
Source: RefSeq, a predicted model, not a curated record